This is a messenger RNA of Acyrthosiphon pisum (pea aphid), 1480 nucleotides long. RefSeq lists its product as uncharacterized. The record is from RefSeq and is a predicted model, not a curated record. The transcript has 4 exons. Bases 162 to 950 code for a protein of 262 amino acids. NCBI's taxonomy places the organism in Eukaryota, Metazoa, Arthropoda, Insecta, Hemiptera, Aphididae.
CUGAAAAUAACUUAGUACAUCACCGUGACAAUAUCUUUGUUUACAAUCUAUAGUAUUAAAUUAUAACAUCCAUUUUCCAAAACAAAAAUUAGUCAAUACUUAUUUAUAUUCCAUACAUUAUUAAUACUUCAAAUAACUCAACUGAACAUUAACAACUAAAAAUGACAGAUAUCGAAAAAAAUACAAAUAAAUCAAAAUUUACCAAAUUACCGUCUUCUACGACCAUUGAACCGCAGACCUCGAAUGAAAAUUUUUCCAAAACAGAUAUAACAUCUGUAGAGUCACAUGAUCUAGUGGAUCAUCGCGAAGAAGUGGAGUUGGAAUGCAAGAAUUAUUUUGAAUCAGUUUUCAACUUAACGGAACCUUUAAAUGCAAAUAGUAUCGAUAACAACGAAAAAAACGACAGAAUACCAAAUGAUCUGACACUGACAAAGGAAAUGGUUAUAAGCGCCGUAGAAUGUUUUAUAACUGAAUUGAAUAACGAAAUCAAAGUGGAGUCUACAACUACUCUGCGGUCAGAGGUAGAGGAAACCCACAAAGAAGACGUCCAAACGAAUGUUACAGCUUUAAGAAGUGAAGUCACAAAUGAAAAUAGGUCCAAAAAUGUUAUAACAUCCAAAAUACUACAUGAUCUAGAGAAUCGACGAGAAGAAGGCAUGGAGUUGGAAUCGGAGAAUUUUAAAUCAAUUUUGAACCUAACGACACCGUUAUCUGCAAAUAAUAACACGGAAAACAUAAUAAAUGACGAUGAAAUACUAACGAAGGAUGGAGUUACGAGCGCCAUCGACAGUCUUUUGAUCGAUAUGAAUAACGACGUCAAAAUGGAGUUAAUAACUCCUCCGCGGACAGAGAUAAAAAGAACCCACCGAGAAGGCGUUCGGAUGAAUACUACAGCUUUAAGAAGAGAAAUGCAUAUCAAAAAGAGACUUCAAAAUAAUAAAAACAAAUAAAAAUUUUAAUUUUAAUUCUUAUGAUUGUGCCUGCAUCAUAUUACUAAUAAUUAUAAGCAGUUGUACCACAAAAUUUAUGUAGACGUUGCAUGUAAUAUCAUUGAAGUAUGUUCCACUUCCACAGCAGUUUUAUGCGACUAUGUGAGAAGAGAAAAUGUUGGGCCGAAUCCAUAGCUAAUAGUUGUUUAUAUAGAGUUAAAAUUGACAAACAUAUUAGUGACCGAGUUCCGGUGAAGUAUAAAUACGAUACAUGCAAACUUCCAAAUACAUAAGUCAUAAACCACAAAUUGAGAUAUUUGUUAAUUUUGUGUGGGUUAGUAUGAAUAACUGAAUUUUGGUUACUGAUUAUUCAAAAGGACACAUUUUAUAUCUAUAGUUAUCCAUAGUUUCUUUUUGAGGUAAACUUUUGAAAAAUAAAAUAUAAAUAAAAUAAGUACCAUAUAUACACUCAAUUUAAGAUAUUUAAAGGUUCUAAGUGAAACACUUUGUUUGGUUUUACUAUCCCCCCCCUCAAAAAAAAAAAAACAAAA